AUGCGUUUCUCCUUGGCCACUCUUGCUCUCUUCGCUGGUGCCUCCGUUGCCCAGCUCACCGUCUACACCACUGACGUCGAGACCAUCACCUCUUGCGCCCCUACGGUCACCGACUGCCCGGCUCGCAAGUCGUCUGCCACCGCUCCCGUCUCGGUGCCUUCCUCCGUCUCUCCUGUCUCUGAGACCGUCCCCGCUGUUGUUUCUACUCCUGCCGCCGUUUCCACUCCUGCUGUCCCCAGCUCUGUUGCUCCCACCACUAUUGUCCCUGCUCCAGUUGCCAGCAGCAGCAGCAGCGUCACCCCCGAGGUCGCUCCUUACCCCGUCUCUUCUGCUGGUCCCUCGACCUCCGUCAUCACCGUGACCACCUGCGUGCCAACCACCAGCCUCUCCACCAUCACCUUCACCCCUUCUGCUACCUCCGUCUCUCCCGUUGUUGGCACUGGCAAGCCCGGUCCCGUUGGAACUGGCAGCGUUGUCCCCAGCGGCACCAGCACCACCUCCACCACUGUCCCUGCCUACACUGGUGCUGCCAGCUCCGUCAGUGGCUCCAUGAUGGUUGCCGGCGCCGCCGCUGUUGCCGCCGUCUUCCUGGCUUAG
Molecule: messenger RNA, 597 nt
Organism: Talaromyces atroroseus
Lineage: Eukaryota; Fungi; Ascomycota; Eurotiomycetes; Eurotiales; Trichocomaceae
Exons: 2
Coding region: 1-597 (198 amino acids)
Source: RefSeq, a predicted model, not a curated record